AUGGGUUUGGGGGUUGAGAUAGAUGAUUUCCAUGAGUACCAGCCCAUCAUCCCUUUGUUUACGCAAAAUCUUCGUGAAGCCUACAGGACAGUUGGAAAGACGUCACUAAUGAGAUGGUUGUAUGAGAAAACUCGAUUGUUAAUCCUUCCCAUAUAUGGAGGAUUUCCAGUAAAAUUACGCACAUAUAUUGGAGAACCCAUCCCAUAUGAUGCAAAUAUCACUGCUAAGGAGCUGGCUUACAAAACAAAGAUUGCAAUUGAAAAUCUUCGAAACAGAUACCAAAAGCGACCAGGGAAUAUAUUAAGAGCCCUAUCAGAACGAUUUGAUAAGCACCACGAAGAUAAUUAG
Rhineura floridana is the source of this 348-nucleotide messenger RNA. RefSeq names its product monoacylglycerol/Diacylglycerol O-acyltransferase-like. The record is from RefSeq and is a predicted model, not a curated record. Bases 1 to 348 code for a protein of 115 amino acids. The transcript is spliced from 4 exons. NCBI's taxonomy places the organism in Eukaryota, Metazoa, Chordata, Lepidosauria, Squamata, Rhineuridae.